AUGUUUAAGAAGAAUGCACAGUUGGUUUCAACUUUAAAUUCUGCACCAGAAGAAACUGCUAAGUUUGGACUAAACUUCUUCUCGUCUCUGAGCAGCGGGGAGAAACAUAAAUGGCUUGGACUUAACUCAACAGGCCAUCUACCGAACACAAACAUACCUCCGUUAGCCUCGUCUAAGACUAAACUAUACACUCCCAAAAGUGUAAACUGGGUAAAAGAGGGAGCAGUAACACCCGUUAAAAGUCAAGGUUCGUGUGGUGCUUGCUGGGCGUUUGGUGCAGUAAGUGCUAUGGAAUCAAGAUACAAAAUAAAGUCAAGUAGAUUGAGAGCCUUCUCAGAACAAGAAUUUUUAGCCUGCACUCAUAUUAGUCAAGAUGGCUGUAAAGGCGGAUGGCCCUCUGAUUCAUACGUGUACUCAAAAAACAACGGAGGUCGACUUUCAGCUGAAAAAGAUUACCCUUACGAGAAUAAAAUGGGCGAAUGUAAAAGAACAACAACCCCUAAUGCGGCUGUUGCGUACAAGAUCGUCGAAAAACAAGAGGUGUCCGCUGGUGAAAGUUCUACCAUCGCAGCUCUUGCUGACGGUCCUCUUUGGAUGGCUAUACAAGUAACAAAUGCCUUCUAUGCUUACAGGAGUGGUGUCUUUAAAGACCCCACUUGCCGUGAUCAUGUUAAUCACGCAGUAACUGGAGUUGGAUAUACCGAGGAAUACGUGCUUCUCAAGAACUCGUGGGGUAAAACAUGGGGAGACAAAGGUUUUAUAAAGAUAGCAAGAGAUGACUUCAGCUGUGGAAUUUGGAAAUUUAACGGCUACCCGAUACUUAAAGCAACCAGUAAGAAAGACGAAGGAAUAAACGAUAAGAAGUCUACAUAUGUUGAUGAGGAUAAUGAGGACGAUGAGGAUAAUGAGAACGAUGAGGAUAAUGAAAACGAUGAGGAUAAUGAGGAUAAUGAGAACGAUGAGGAUAAUGAGAACGAUGACGAUAAUGAGAACGUUACAUGCAAUGAUAAGGGCAGAGGUUGCGUUAAAGAUAUGUGCAAGCAUGAAUCAUUUGCUUUUGAGUGGUGCCGGGAUACUUGCGGGUACUGCAAAAUAAAAUGCGAGGAUAACUAUUCCGACUGUAGAACGAUUUGGUGCAAAUAUACCUACUUUGCCGAAGACCAGUGCCAGAAGACAUGUAAAAUGUGCGAGGAGAAAGAUGAUGAAGAUGGAAAUGAGGGAUGUAACCCUGGCUUGACAAGGUGCCCAGAUGGAGUGUGUAAGCACGAGCACAUGUGUUAG
This is a messenger RNA of Bolinopsis microptera, 1281 nucleotides long. RefSeq names its product cathepsin S-like. The record is from RefSeq and is a predicted model, not a curated record. Gene Ontology annotation, molecular function: cysteine-type endopeptidase activity. Gene Ontology annotation, cellular component: lysosome. The transcript has a single exon. NCBI's taxonomy places the organism in Eukaryota, Metazoa, Ctenophora, Tentaculata, Lobata, Bolinopsidae. Bases 1 to 1281 code for a protein of 426 amino acids.